Quercus robur (English oak) is the source of this 3763-nucleotide messenger RNA. RefSeq lists its product as uncharacterized. The record is from RefSeq and is a predicted model, not a curated record. The transcript is spliced from 4 exons. Lineage: Eukaryota; Viridiplantae; Streptophyta; Magnoliopsida; Fagales; Fagaceae. The coding region runs from base 296 to 3691 and encodes 1131 amino acids.
CCACCUACUCCUAUUGUAGCAGUGGCCUCCUUCCUAGUUCUAAUUUUCUUCGCAAUAUGCUGCAGCAAUACCAUUCGCUAGAUCAACAAUCCAACGGCUCCAAUUCUCUCAAACACGUCACCCAUUUCCAAACCCCUACUCCCAAAAAUCUCCCAAAUCUCCAACUCCAAAAUACUCUAUACUCCGGAGCCAAAGCUUAACGAAGCAGCCAGCCGUGACUCCUCUCCUCUCCGGACUUAAAAAUAAAAAUCUCAGAUCCUUUUCUUCAAUCUCAAUCUGAUUCCGGCGAGCCAAAAUGAUGCCGCCGGAGCUUCAACCCCGGUCCUUCCGCCCUUACAUCUCUUCCUCCAUUAGCGCUCCUUCUUUCUCCUCCUCCUCCUCCUUCAACAAUGGCUCCCCUUCUCCGUUCUCCUCUCCCGACUCUAACCCUAAUCAAAGAUUCCCCACCACCACCACCUCCUCUUCCAGAUCGCUCAAAAACUCUCGAUUCUCAGCAACAUCCUUCGCCUACAACGCUCGAAUCGCCAUCGCCCUCAUCCCCUGCGCCGCCUUCCUCCUCGACCUCGGCGGAACCGCCGUGCUCGCCACCCUAACCGUCGGCCUCAUGGUCUCCUACAUCCUCGAUUCCCUCAACUUCAAACCCGCCGCCUUCUUCUCCGUCUGGCUCUCUCUCCUCUUCUCUCAAUUCGCCUUCUUCUUCUCCGCCACCACUUCUCUCCGCCAGUCCUUCAACUCUCUCCCUCUCACUCUCCUCUCCGCCUUCCUCUGCGCCCAGUCCAACUUCUUGAUCGGAGUCUGGUCUUCUCUCCAAUUCAAAUGGAUCCAAAUCGAAAACCCUUCCAUCGUUCUCGCCCUCGAACGCCUCUUAUUCGCUUCCGUCCCCUUCGCCGCCUCCUCUCUCUUCACCUGGGCCACCGUUUCCGCCGUCGGCAUGCCCAAUGCCGCUUACUAUCUCAUGGCCUUCAAUUGCAUCUUCUAUUGGCUCUACUCCAUUCCUCGAAUCUCAUCCUUCGCCUCCAAGAACGACGCCAAAUACCACGGCGGCGAGGUUCCCGACGAUAACUUAAUCCUCGGCCCCCUCGAAAGCUGCUUCCACACCCUAAAUCUCCUCUUCUUUCCUCUCGUCUUCCACAUUGCCUCUCACUACUCUGUCAUUUUCUCCUCCGCCGCAGCCAUCGCAGACUUAUUUCUCCUCUUCUUUAUCCCCUUCUUGUUCCAGCUCUAUGCGUCCACCAGGGGCGCGCUUUGGUGGAUCACCAAGAAUCCUAACCAGCUGCAUAGUAUCCGCAUCGUCAAUGGCGCCGUUGCUUUGGUUGUUGUGGUGAUUUGUUUGGAGUUUAGGGUUGUUUUCCAUUCGUUUGGGAGGUACAUUCACGUGCCUGCCCCGUUGAGUUACCUUCUUGUGACUGUUGCCAUGCUUGGAGGUGCUUCCGGAGCUGCUGCUUAUGCUGUGGGAAUGAUUUCCGAUGCGUUUAGCUCCGUAGCUUUCACCACAUUGGCUGUGAUAGUCAGUGCUGCCGGUGCAAUUGUUAUUGGAUUUCCUAUAUUGUUCCUCCCGCUGCCUUCUGUUGCUGGAUUCUAUUUGGCUCGAUUUUUCACUAAUAGGAGCCUGCCAUCAUAUUUCGGCUUUGUUGUGCUUGGUAGCUUGAUGAUUACAUGGUUUGUGAUGCAUAAUUUCUGGGACCUUAAUAUUUGGAUGGCAGGCAUGUCCCUGAAAUCCUUCUGUAAAUUCAUAAUUGCAAACGUUGUCCUGGCCAUGGCUGUUCCUGGUCUAGCUAUUCUACCCUCAAAAUUUCAUUUUUUGAUUGAGGGUUCUUUAAUCAGCCAUGCAUUGCUACUAUGUUACAUUGAGGAUCGAUUUUUCAAUUACUCUAGCAUUUACUAUUAUGGAUUUGAGGAUGACGUGAUGUAUCCAAGCUACAUGGUUAUUGUAACUACUUUUGUGGGUUUGGCUUUGGUGAGAAGACUAUCUGUGGAUCAUCGAAUUGGACCAAAGGCAGCUUGGAUUUUGACUUGCCUCUAUUCUUCGAAGCUGGCAAUGCUGUUGAUUACAUCAAAAUCCGUAGUAUGGAUGGCAGCUGUUCUUUUAUUGGCCAUUUCUCCCCCAGUGCUUCUUUACAAGGAUAAAUCAAGAACAGGCUCAAAGAUGAAACCUUGGCAAGGUUAUGUUCAUGCUGCUGUGGUUGCUUUAUCUGUAUGGUUUUGCCGAGAAACAAUUUUUGAAGCCCUCCAAUGGUGGAACGGGAGAUCUCCAUCUGAUGGUUUACUUCUUGGAUUUUGUAUUCUCUCUAUGGGAAUGGCUUGUAUACCCAUAGUAGCGCUCCACUUCCCUCAUGUACAGUCUGCUAAGAGAUGCCUAGUUUUGGUGGUGGCAACGGGUCUUCUGUUUAUCCUAAUGCAACCACCAAUCCCAUUGUCAUUGACUUACCGGUCUGACCUUAUCAAAGCUGCUCGCCAAUCUGCUGAUGACAUCUCCAUCUAUGGAUUCAUGGCCACAAAGCCUACAUGGCCAUCUUGGCUGCUUAUUUUGGCAAUUCUGCUUACUCUAGCGGCUGUGACAUCCAUCAUCCCAAUUAAGUACAUGGUUGAGUUGAGAGCAUUUUACUCCAUAGCCAUGGGGAUUGCUCUGGGUGUCUUCAUAUCAGCUGAGUACUUUCUUCAGGCUGCUGUCCUGCAUGCCCUUAUUGUUGUAACUAUGGUAUGUGCUUCUGUGUUUGUGGUCUUCACUCAUUUCCCAUCUGCCUCAAGCACAAAGGUUCUACCAUGGGUAUUUGCUCUUCUUGUGGCUCUCUUUCCUGUGACAUAUCUUUUGGAGGGACAAGUGAGGAUCAAGAACAUCCUAGGAGAUGGUGGAUUUGGAGACAUGGGAGAGGAAGAGAAGAAGCUCACAACUCUGCUGGCUGUUGAGGGGGCAAGGACGUCUCUUCUUGGUCUAUAUGCAGCUAUCUUUAUGCUUAUAGCUCUGGAGAUAAAGUUCGAACUUGCCUCACUUAUACGAGAAAAGGCUCUUGAAAGGGGUGGAAUUAGACAUAAUCAAUCUGGUCAUAGCAGCUCCUCUACUUUUCCCCCAAGAAUGAGAUUCAUGCAACAGCGUCGGUCUUCUACUGUAGCAACCUUCACAAUCAAGAGGAUGGCAGCUGAGGGAGCCUGGAUGCCAGCUGUUGGUAAUGUAGCUACGGUGAUGUGCUUUGCCAUAUGCCUUAUCUUGAAUGUCAACCUCACAGGUGGAUCCAAUCGUGCAAUAUUCUUUCUGGCACCUAUAUUGCUUCUUCUCAACCAGGACUCCGAUUUUGUUGCUGGAUUUGGGGACAAGCAAAGGUAUUUCCCUGUUACGGUAGUCAUAUCAGCUUACCUGGUUGUGACAGCUCUGUACAGCAUAUGGGAAGAUGUCUGGCAUGGGAAUGCAGGGUGGGGCCUCCAAAUUGGUGGGCCAGAUUGGUUGUUUGCGGUAAAGAAUUUGGCCCUGCUUGUUCUUACGUUCCCCAGCCAUAUCCUUUUCAACAGAUUUGUGUGGAGUUAUAAGAAGCAGUCAGACUGGAUGGCAUUGAUCACGUUGCCCCUUAAUCUGCCAUCUGUUAUAAUUACAGAUGUGCUUAAGAUUAGGAUUUUGGGACUUUUAGGAAUUAUUUAUUCCCUAGCCCAGACUCUAAUCUCUAGACAACAAUUUAUCUCUGGAUUGAAGUAUAUUUAGACUAAUACAAACUCUGUACAAUAUGUAUUGGCAAUUUUCAAGUGAGGAAUUACAGUUCAGGUUUGUCUUGCA